UGGAGCCGCAGAAAUGGUUGGCCCUGGCUGCAGAUGGGAAUCUGGAAUCUCUCUGAAAUACAUCUUGGAAUAAUUGUGUUUGACCGGAACCAAAUCUUAUGAAGUCUCCAAGGAUGCGAGUGUGUGCCAGGUUGAUGUUGCUGUCACACUGGCUCUUCCUGGCCUACGUGUUGGUGGUGUGCUGUAAGCUGACGACCGCCUCUAGCCAGCACCUCCGGGGACACGCAGGUCAUCACCAGAUCAAGCAAGGGACCUGUGAGGUGGUUGCCGUGCACCGAUGCUGCAAUAAGAACCGCAUAGAAGAGCGGUCACAGACGGUCAAGUGCUCCUGUUUCCCUGGACAGGUGGCUGGCACGACCCAGGCCCAGCCUUCGUGUGUCGAAGCGUCCAUCGUGGCUCAGAAAUGGUGGUGUCACAUGAAUCCUUGUUUGGAAGGAGAGGACUGCAAAGUACUGCCAGAUUACUCAGGUUGGUCCUGUAGCAGUGGCAAUAAAGUCAAAACUACAAAGGCAAGUAUAGACAAAACCACAACUGUCAUCUUCAACUCUAGUGCCUUGUGA
Lepus europaeus (European hare) is the source of this 560-nucleotide messenger RNA. RefSeq names its product TAFA chemokine like family member 4 (gene TAFA4). Bases 99 to 560 code for a protein of 153 amino acids. The record is from RefSeq and is a predicted model, not a curated record. Lineage: Eukaryota; Metazoa; Chordata; Mammalia; Lagomorpha; Leporidae. Gene Ontology annotation, biological process: macrophage chemotaxis; phagocytosis. Gene Ontology annotation, molecular function: receptor ligand activity. The transcript is spliced from 4 exons.